Molecule: messenger RNA, 435 nt
Organism: Emys orbicularis (European pond turtle)
Lineage: Eukaryota; Metazoa; Chordata; Testudines; Emydidae
Gene: UCN
Product: urocortin
Exons: 2
Coding region: 1-435 (144 amino acids)
Cellular component (GO): extracellular region
Molecular function (GO): hormone activity
Source: RefSeq, a predicted model, not a curated record
AUGGAGCUCCCGGCUCUAUAUAAACAUCCCGCGAGCCGCCGGCUCAGCGCGCUGGGGACGGACCGGACCGGACUCACCCCGCACGGCACCACUCGGUCCCGGACCCUGCCCGGCAUGAGGCGGGCGCUGCUGACCGCGCUGCUGGUGUCGCUGCUGCUCUCCCCGCUGCGCUCCGCCGGGCCCCGCAGCAGCGCCGAGGCCGCGCCCCGCCCGAGCCGGUCCCUGCGGGGCCCCGCGCCGCGCCCCGCGCCGGCCCCGCUGCUGCGCGCCCUGCGGCCCGUGGGCGGCCUGGCGCGGGCGAGGCGCGAGGAGCCGCCGCUCUCCAUCGACCUGACCUUCCACCUGCUGCGCCACAUGCUGGACGUGGCGCGGGCGCAGAGCCAACGCGCGCAGGCCGAGCAGAACCGGCUCAUCUUCGACGCGGUGGGCAAGUGA